AUCCAUUAUACCCGUCGAUUAUCUGGGCAAGAAUUACGUGGAAACAACCUGCCAAAACAAGCCACUAACUGAAUUCUUCCAUUUAAGCAGGAGAUUGAGGAUUGAAUAGAAUGAAGAGCUCGGUCUCGGAUCAGAGUUUCUAUAUUGAGAGUGAAGAUGAGGAAGAUGAGGAGAAAGUUUUUAACAGACAGGAAAGUGAAGAUGAUGGAAACGAAUUUGAUGCUUCUGAUUAUUCAGCUGAAAACCAGCAGCAUAACAAACCCAGUUCCUACAAUAUUUCAUGGCCUCAAAGUUACAGGCAGUCUAUUGAUCUGUAUAGUAGUGUACAAUCUCCGAGUAUCGGGUUUUUGGGCACUCCUUCACUUUCAAGAUUGGGCAGCUCAUUUCUUUCCUCAUCUUUAACAAGAAGACAAACUCCAGAAUCAUUAUCUUCAGUGACAAAACCUCUACUACAUACAGUAGAUGAUCAGAUACAUAAUCAAAGACGUAGUUCGCACUCUCUGCUACCUCCGAUCCCAUCAAGGAGACAGUCUGUAAGAGUAGAUGACAAAACAUCCAAGGUCUCCCAUGAACUUCCAAUUUCUCGGCAGAGCUCAUAUGGGCAAGCUGUGAUUAAUGGGAUUAAUGUGCUAUGUGGAGUUGGAAUCCUUUCUACCCCAUAUGCUGCCAAGGAAGGAGGAUGGUUAGGCCUUAUAAUAUUAUUCACAUUUGCAAUGCUUUCUUUUUACACUGGGCUGCUUUUGCGCCAAUGCCUGGAUAGUAAACCUGGCCUUGAAACUUACCCAGACAUUGGUCAAGCUGCAUUUGGUACUGUGGGUAGAAUUGCCCUUUCGAUAAUUUUAUAUGUGGAGUUAUAUGCUUCUUGUGUUGAAUACAUAAUUUUAGAGGGUGAUAACUUGUCAUCCAUAUUCCCAAAUGCACAUAUUAGUCUAGGUGGACUUGAGUUGAACUCGACCCGUCUCUUUGCAUUGAUGACAACCCUUGCUGUUCUUCCUACAGUUUGGCUCAGAGACCUCAGUGUUCUUAGUUAUAUCUCUGCUGGUGGAGUUGUUGCAUCAAUCUUGGUAGUACUCUGCUUGUUUUGGGUUGGCCUGGUAGAUCAAGUUGGCUUUCAUAAUAAAGGAACUACAUUGAACCUGUCUACCCUUCCAGUUGCUAUUGGGCUUUAUGGUUACUGCUAUUCAGGACAUGCUGUUUUCCCAAAUAUCUAUACCUCAAUGGCGAAACCAAAUCAAUUCCCUUCGGUACUCUUAGCAUGUUUUGGAAUCUGUUCUUUGUUGUAUGCUGGAACUGCAAUUAUGGGAUACACAAUGUUUGGAGAAGCAACAGAAUCACAGUUUACUCUUAACAUGCCUGAAGAUCUGAUUGCUUCAAAGAUUGCUGUGUGGACAACAGUAGUCAACCCACUUACCAAAUAUGCAUUAACCAUGUCUCCAGUGGCAAUGAGUCUUGAGGAGUUGAUACCAUCAAGCCAUCUCAAGUCUCACAUCUAUGCUCUCUUAAUUAGAACAUCACUCGUGAUCUCAACCUUGUUUGUUGGUCUCAGCAUCCCUUUCUUCGGUUUGGUGAUGUCAUUGAUAGGAUCUUUACUCACAAUGCUUGUGACCUUGAUACUUCCCCCUGCUUGUUAUUUAACCAUCCUGAGGGGUAAAGUGACCCGUAUUCAGGCUACACUUUGUAUUAUAGUUAUUGCAGUGGGAGUAGUUUCAUCAGCCUUUGGAACUUACUCAGCACUCUCCAAGAUUAUUGAGAAUUUGAGAAGCUGAAAGAUUUUCCUUCUUUAAAUAAACUUUCUAGAGUUGCAUUGGUUAUGUCAAUUCUGGAAUUUUGUAUCCCUAUUGGAAGCUUUGGUGUGUUGCUUUUCUUACGUGAUUUAACACAAACAAAGAAAAAACAGUAAAUCAGAUUGAACCUGAUAUGGCUUUUCUCAAUCUUUUAUUGUCAUUAUUAUCUUUACGUGUUAGUUGGGUUACAUGGUAAAUGUAGUAACAUUUUUCUCUUUCUUAAUGAUAAUGGAAGGUUCUUUGUUUCCAUUAUAAAAAUAAGGC
Messenger RNA from Durio zibethinus, 2048 nucleotides. NCBI's taxonomy places the organism in Eukaryota, Viridiplantae, Streptophyta, Magnoliopsida, Malvales, Malvaceae. The record is from RefSeq and is a predicted model, not a curated record.